UCCUGCUGCCCGUUCCUCUCGGGAAGUCUGUAAACAUGAAGCUGUUUCUGGUUCUUGUUGUUCUGCUGUUUGAGGUGCCCACAGAUGCCGCACGACCCAAGAAAUGCUUUAGUAACAUAGCAGGCUACUGCAGGAAGAAAUGUGCAAUUGGAGAAAUAUAUGAAAUAUCAUGUCUAAAUGGGAAAUUAUGUUGUGUUAAUGAAGGUGAAAACAAAAAGUACCAGAAAGUUGAAGAGCCACACAAGCCAUUUCCGGUGCAGUCCGAUGAGAAGCUGGACUACAUGAUUUUACCCACCGUCACGCUCGUCACCAUCCAGUUCUAA
This is a messenger RNA of Phyllostomus hastatus (greater spear-nosed bat), 323 nucleotides long. RefSeq names its product defensin beta 128 (gene DEFB128). Lineage: Eukaryota; Metazoa; Chordata; Mammalia; Chiroptera; Phyllostomidae. Bases 36 to 323 code for a protein of 95 amino acids. Gene Ontology annotation, cellular component: extracellular region. Gene Ontology annotation, biological process: innate immune response. The transcript has 2 exons. The record is from RefSeq and is a predicted model, not a curated record.